CAAGUAAACAGAAAUCGUGGCGACGACGUCAUUGCCCAGUGACACGUGUUUGAGUUUCGCGAGAAAACGUAAAAUAUAACCAAAAUGAAUACCGAUACAACUGUUGUGAGUUUUUUAACUGAUUUGUGCGAAUCAAAUCCGGAAGUGCACAAAUACAUGUCUGAUUUCGAAGCAUCACUCGAGCAGAACUCCGAUAUUAACGCAGAAAUGAGCCAGCAUUAUAACCCUUUGAUAAGGCGCGCUGAGUCAGUAAGCGCCGCAAGGGCCGAGACACAAUGUGCGGACAAGAAGAAAAGUGCCACGGACGUGCGCAAUACUCUGAUUAAAUCUAUGGUCUUCGCUUGCAUGGGCUUCGAUUAUCUGCAAGCAAAGCUUAUGAUACCACAGGCAGAAUCGAACGCAAUGAACCCACCGGGCACAUUGAGCCCUGCUCAGAUAUUGGAAACACUCGGGGUCUUACCCACCGAAAAUAAGCCAAAAGAGAAGGGGGGAAACGAUGUGGGAGACGAGCCAGCCCCUGGCGCCCAGACUGUUCAGGAUCCCUCAACAGGCUGCGAUCUGGAGGAGCCAGUGGACCAUGAACAUAAACAUCAAUGGGACAUGGAUACAAAUCAAUGAAGUUUUAGUUUGUCUGUUUGAUACUUCUUUAAAAAACCGAACCCGACAGUGAAGCUUGAAUUUAAGCAGCUGUACGAUGUGCCAUGUGGUCAUAACAUAUUAUUUUAAUUUUUUAAUGUAGCAGUUUAAUCUUUUUUAAGAAUCGGAUCAGGAAAGAAUCGAAUUCUGUAUGGUUUGCUUUUAAUUAACAUUUUGAAUGUAAAGAUUGAAGUUAUAGCCCCUUCAACUAAUGAAAUAAUAAAAGCAUU
Drosophila obscura is the source of this 866-nucleotide messenger RNA. RefSeq lists its product as uncharacterized. The record is from RefSeq and is a predicted model, not a curated record. NCBI's taxonomy places the organism in Eukaryota, Metazoa, Arthropoda, Insecta, Diptera, Drosophilidae. The transcript has 3 exons. The coding region runs from base 85 to 618 and encodes 177 amino acids.